This is a messenger RNA of Magnolia sinica, 408 nucleotides long. RefSeq lists its product as uncharacterized. NCBI's taxonomy places the organism in Eukaryota, Viridiplantae, Streptophyta, Magnoliopsida, Magnoliales, Magnoliaceae. The record is from RefSeq and is a predicted model, not a curated record. The coding region runs from base 48 to 371 and encodes 107 amino acids. The transcript has 2 exons.
AAAUUAUUACAGAAAGGAAAGCACAGGUCAAUGCUGCAUAGGAGAAAAUGAAUAGCAGCAUCUCUGUUAAGACACCAAAGUUACUUAUGAAUAAAUCUAGUUUAACAGGGAACAAAAACACACAAAAAUCUUCUUCUAAUUGGAUGGCGAAUCUUGGUCUGGUACCUAAGGAGGCAUCAUCCGGGCAAGACCUGCCACAGAAGAGGCCGGCUUAUGUUCAAAAUGGCAUCAGCGAAGAUGUCAAGCGGCUUGCUACUGCAGCUCUAUCUGUAGUCAAAGAUGCUGCUGUCGUUACUGCAACUGUUGUAGGCAGGGGAAAAGUAGAGGUAAAACACUAUCCUUUCAAAUGGAUAUGGGAAUCGGUUGCUUGAUGUUUUUAAUAAGAUCUACAGUUGUCUUUAUGCAUCA